AAGCACGACUGGACAAAAGCGUUGAAAUCGUGUGUUGAGAUCGGUUGAGAGGUGUUUGUCUUGUUUUUAAUACUACUUCUCGUCUCUAAGCGUGCCAAGACAAAGGCAUCAUCUGGGUGUCUAUGUGCGUCAACAACUACAACAGCUAGAGAAAAAAAGGAAAGAUAUCAACUCAAAAUUAUAAUGAAGUCAUCGCCUCCGUCCUUCGGCGGAAGCAGCUCCCGGCUUUCCAAUUAUAGCCGUACAUUUGACUUGCCCGAUGAUCUUGACUCCGGUGCCUCCAGUGACUGCGAGCUUGGCGGUGCAAUGUUGCCAAUAUUUCUCAACGACCUCAGAAGAAACAACCAGCAAGACUUAGUUGAGGUCACUCUCGAGCUCGAUAAUGACUCCAUUGUUGUUUGCAGUGUUAAACCUAAUCCUACCUCAGUUACGUCGGAUCCUGGAGGUGAAGUUGAUGGUGACGUCACGGGGAUUUUACAGAGGAGUUUAUCGGCGACGUCGAGGAUUCGGAGGAAGUUUGGGUGGUUGAAGUCGAGAUCCUCUCGGACGACUUCAUCAGAGAUUGAAGACAAGACAAUUUCGGCGCGAGACGCGAGGAAAAUCAGAGCGAAACUACAACGGACGAGAUCAGGCGCACAGCGAGCACUUAAAGGACUGAGGUUUAUUAGCAAGACUACAGGAGCAUCCAACGACGCUAACGAGUUGUGGAGACGAGUCGAGUCCCGGUUUGACUCACUUGCUAAAGACGGAUUGCUCGCCAGAGAAGAUUUUGGCGAAUGCAUAGGAAUGGUGGAUUCGAAGGAGUUUGCGGUUUGCAUAUUUGAUGCGUUAGCGAGGAGGAAAAGACGAAGGAUAUCGAAGAUCUCGAAAGAGGAGCUUCAUGAGUUCUGGUUACAGAUUACAGACCAGAGCUUUGACGCGCGCCUUCAAAUUUUCUUCGACAUGGUUGAUAGCAAUGAAGACGGAAGAAUAACAAGGGAAGAAGUGCAAGAGUUAAUAAUGCUUAGUGCUUCUGCAAACAAACUGUCCAAGCUCAAAGAACAAGCUGAAGAAUAUGCGUCCUUGAUAAUGGAAGAGUUAGAUCCCGAAAAUCUUGGAUUUAUUGAGUUAUGGCAGGUAGAAACACUUCUCCUGCAAAGAGACACAUACAUGAACUACAGCAGACCACUAAGCACAACAAGUGGAGGCUGGAGUCAGAACUUUAGUUCGUUCAGAUCCCAGAAUGUGGUCCGUAGGCUAAGCUUUAAAUUGUGGUGUCUAAUUCUAGAGAACUGGCAGAGAGUUUUGAUUUUAAUGCUGUGGAUGAUGACAAUGGCUUGCCUAUUCGCUUGGAAAUUUUAUCAAUAUAAGAAUAGAGCGGCAUUUCAGGUCAUGGGCUACUGUGUAUGCACUGCCAAGGGUGCUGCAGAGACUCUUAAGCUCAACAUGGCUCUAAUUCUUUUACCCGUUUGUCGAAACACACUGACUUGGCUUCGGUCUACUAGAGCAAGAUCCUUUAUUCCCUUUGAUGAUAACAUUAAUUUCCACAAGAUAAUUGCUAGUGCAAUAGCCAUUGGAGUCAUCCUUCACGCAGGAAACCAUUUACUUUGUGACUUCCCCCGUCUGAUAUACUCGUCUCCGGAGAAAUUUUCCUUGAUAGCAUCUGAUUUCCAUAACAAGAAGCCCACAUAUGAAUAUCUACUGACUAGUGUUGAAGGUGUUACUGGGAUUGCUAUGGUGGUACUAAUGGUCAUAGCAUUCACGCUAGCAACAAGCCAGUUCCGAAGGAAUGUGGUCAAACUGCCAGCGCCCUUCAACAGAUUGACAGGUUUCAAUGCAUUCUGGUACUCUCAUCAUCUUCUUGGUCUCGUCUAUGUUUUGCUGCUUGUCCAUGGGACCUUCCUAUUCUUAGCCCACAAUUGGAGUCAGAAAACAACGUGGCUGUAUGUCUCUGCUCCCCUGUUACUCUAUGUUGCAGAACGGAGUGUGCGAACAUGUAGGUCAGAGCAUUACUCGGUAAAAAUAUUGAAGGUAUCUGUUCUACCAGGAAAUGUCUUCAGCUUAAUCAUGUCCAAGCCACAAGGAUUCAAGUACAAAAGUGGGCAGUACAUAUUUCUACAAUGUCCUGCAAUUUCUUCCUUUGAAUGGCACCCAUUUUCAAUAACCUCGGCACCAGGAGAUGACUACCUCAGUGUUCACAUUCGGAUAGUGGGAGAUUGGACACAGGAGUUGAAGAAAGUUUUCACCGAGGUAAAUGAUUCACCAUCUGUUAUUGGUCGAGCCAUGUUUGGUCAACUUGGACAUGUGGAUCAAAGAGGCCAACCGAAACUAUGCGUUGAUGGUCCAUAUGGGGCUCCAGCGCAAGACUAUCAAAAUUACGAUGUCUUGCUCCUCGUGGGACUCGGAAUUGGAGCUACACCUUUCAUAAGCAUCCUUAGAGAUCUUUUAAAUAACACGAGAGCAGCAGAUUAUCAAACAGAUUACACUGAAACCAGUAGAUCAGACGACAGCUCAAACAGUUGUGCAUCUUCAACCGUGACACCAGGUAGCAAAAGGAAAACGCACAGAACUACAAAUGCUCAUUUCUACUGGGUUACAAGAGAACCCGGGUCAUUUGAAUGGUUUAAAGGAGUUAUGGAUGAUGUUGCAGACAUGGAUCACAAGGGUCAAAUUGAACUGCAUAAUUACCUUACAAGUGUUUACGAAGAAGGUGAUGCAAGGUCAACUUUGAUCACCAUGGUCCAAGCUCUCAACCAUGCCAAACAUGGUGUUGACAUCCUUUCUGGCACUCGAGUAAGGACACACUUUGCUAGGCCAAAUUGGAAAGAAGUGUUCACAAAAGUAGCUAAAAAGCAUCCAUUUGCCACAGUAGGAGUAUUCUAUUGCGGGAUGCCAGUGUUGGCAAAGGAGCUGAAGAAACUAUGUCAAGAGCUGAGUCACAAGACAUCCACAAGGUUCGAGUUCCACAAGGAACAUUUCUGAAACAAGAGGGAAAAUUAUUUCAAAUGUCAAGCUGCUGUUAUUAUUUUGUAAUUAUUAAAAUAAUUGAGAUAAAAAAAUAUAUAUACAUGCACACAUCUUAUAUUUGUAGCACAACUAAAUGUAAAUGCUUUUAUACACCAUUCAUCCAACAAUCCAGUCCAACAUGAUGGACAAUGGAGAGCUUCAAAAUGCACGCAAAGAAAAGAAAAGGGAAUUUUAUAGAAUUUCAGUUUUUGAACA
Messenger RNA from Hevea brasiliensis (rubber tree), 3201 nucleotides. Its product is annotated as respiratory burst oxidase homolog protein E. The record is from RefSeq and is a predicted model, not a curated record. NCBI's taxonomy places the organism in Eukaryota, Viridiplantae, Streptophyta, Magnoliopsida, Malpighiales, Euphorbiaceae. Gene Ontology annotation, molecular function: calcium ion binding; peroxidase activity; NAD(P)H oxidase H2O2-forming activity. Gene Ontology annotation, cellular component: plasma membrane. Bases 184 to 2961 code for a protein of 925 amino acids. The transcript is spliced from 14 exons.